CGUUCUUGAAACCUUGAGGGAUAACACCACGACAUACAAUGAGCACUUUCGAUGGAUGUGAGUCCACUGACGUGGUUAUCUGCGGAUGUGGACCAACGGGCGCUCUGCUAUCGAGCUACCUGGGCCACAUGUCUAUCAAACACACCGUACUCGAGAGGGAAAGCGGGAUUACGACAGACCCCCGAGGAAUUGCCCUCGAUGAAGAUGGAAUUCGUUUGCUUCAAGGGGCUGGUAUAUACAAACAGAUUUAUACUGAAAUUGGAACUUGCAUGGGCAUUUUCAAGUUCAUUGGAGGGACACAGCAAGAUCUCAGUCGGGAGGCAACUGUCGAGAUGGACUUUUCUACGACAGAAGGAGGCACUGGUCAUGUUGGUUUCAUUUGCCAUAAACAACCGACUCUGGAGAGACACCUCAGAGACGCCAUGACUUCCUCCGGUUUCUGUCAGCUCAGAUCCAAUUGCACUGUUAUAGAAAUCCAGCAGGACGAAGCCUGGACGUAUUGUCGGUACCGAGACGAAGAUGGUGAGGUUCAUUCUAUACGGUCUCGGUUCUUCGUCGGAGCAGAUGGCAAGACGGGAUUUACCAGGAAGAAAUAUCUUGAGCCCCUAGGUAUACAAAUGGAGCAAGCUCAUGAAGCUUUUUAUGACGAAACAUGGGUAGCGUUGAACUGGGAGAUAGCCCUACCUACACAGGAAACGCACCCCAAUUUUCCGCUUUGGUCUCUUGGGCAUACACCAGAGCAGGUGUACGACCUAUUUUUCCCUUCGAACUUCCGUUUUCUGUGCAAUCCAAAACGCCCAUCUGUCUGUGGGCGCUUUGGUCUCCUAUCAGAUCGGCUUUGGAGAUUCGAAUUCGUUGUUUUGGAUGGUGAAGACGGAAAUGAAAUGGCUUCGUUCGAAAAGACACGAGAAAUCAUAUUUCCUUACCUUACUCAUACAGGACAGCAGUAUGGACUUUCGCAAGACGUUCAAUAUCCCGAAGACUGCAUCCGCGUCCUUCGGUCAAGGCCAUUCCGGUUCUCUGCGCGCUGCUGUAAUAGGUGGUCUCACGGUAGAGUUGCUUUGUGCGGCGAUGCAGCGCACGUUUUCCCUCCAUUCGGCGGCCAAGGUAUCGCAUCAGGUUUUCGAGAUGCCGCGUCCCUGGCCUGGCGCCUUGCUUUACUUUGCCGCCAGGAUGAAGCCAGCUCUCAAAGGCACAAACCUGUUCUCGAGAGCUGGUAUCUGGAGCGCAAGCAGCAGCUAGAGAGAUCUCUUGCCUCGACUAUUGCAAAUGGAAAAUUUGUCUCGGAGACAAACCCGCUGAAGAUAUUCCUCCGCUCCUGUUAUCUGUUCAUCAUGAACCUGGUCCCUAGCUGGCGACGACAGCUGCGACUCGGUCCCAGGAAGGAUGGAAUGGUCCGCUACCAGUUCUCGCCAAGGAUGCCCUUCAUCCCCGAUCUCAACGGGGGUUUAUGUCUUCCCCAGGUGUACUGUAAGUCUAGCUCCGGGGAGGUUUUCUUUACAGACGACAUCAUCUUCAAUCCGUCCAAGAAGGGACUCUUCCAAUUACUUGUUUAUCUUCAAACGCCUAGUGAGCUUGGAUCCGCUAGAGAUAUAAUAUCCGCCAUUGAGAGAUUAUCACGAGGCGAAAUUCGGAUCGACGAAGCCACAUAUAUUGUUGAGGACGAAGAUUGGAACCCAACUGGUGUGCAGGACAUGAAAUCAGUGUAUCAACUGGCAAGCGCGGCAGAGUUCGCGGAGUCUUCGUUAUGCGACGGACGCCCCGAACCACGCUAUUAUGAUAUGCAGUACCUUGGGAAAGCAUUGGGAGGGAGCAAGUAUGUGAUUGUCCGUCCGGAUCGGUUCAUAUUUGCUGCGUGUAGAAACCUCGAGGAGAUUGAGAGUGCAGCUGGAGAAGCGGCGGGAUACUUACAAGCCUAAGUUUCUCGCCUACCUUUUGCCAGUGUAUUACUAGUAUACUAGCAAAUGCCCGAUAUAUUAUCCCGACUUUAUUUCAGGUCCACGGCUUGGGAAGAUCGUAAUCUGUCAAUGUAGUGCCGGGUAAUCUGGUCAGUCUUCCUGAGGCCACCUCAUCUUAGGGUGAGCAACUCUUAUCAUGGUGUAGAUACGUGGAUUCAAG
Messenger RNA from Aspergillus versicolor CBS 583.65, 2118 nucleotides. RefSeq lists its product as uncharacterized. Lineage: Eukaryota; Fungi; Ascomycota; Eurotiomycetes; Eurotiales; Aspergillaceae. Gene Ontology annotation, molecular function: FAD binding. The transcript is spliced from 6 exons. The coding region runs from base 39 to 1919 and encodes 626 amino acids. The record is from RefSeq and is a predicted model, not a curated record.